Aspergillus affinis is the source of this 1122-nucleotide messenger RNA. RefSeq names its product glutathione-independent formaldehyde dehydrogenase. The record is from RefSeq and is a predicted model, not a curated record. Lineage: Eukaryota; Fungi; Ascomycota; Eurotiomycetes; Eurotiales; Aspergillaceae. Gene Ontology annotation, molecular function: zinc ion binding; oxidoreductase activity. Bases 1 to 1122 code for a protein of 373 amino acids. The transcript has 2 exons.
AUGGCACUCAACGCUACGAUGCGAGGUGUUGUCUUCGAUGGUACCCCUUUUCAGGUAUCUGUCGUCGAUCUACCUCGUCCAAACAUUAUCAAUCACACCGAUGCAGUUGUUCGCAUUACCACUUCGGCUAUCUGUGGUUCGGACCUGCACAUGUAUCAUGGAUUCCAAGGGGGCACUCCUCCCUGGGGAAUGGGCCACGAGGCCAUUGGGUAUAUUUCCGAGCUCGGAAACGCGGUAUCAUCCCUAGCAGUGGGUGACUAUGUCGUGAUCCCUGACAAUGUGGGUUCGGGCCACUUGGAGAUGGAGCCGGAAAGCCUUCAGUCAUACGGAGGGGGUUCGGGUCUGGAUGGACUGCAAGCGGAAUAUGCUCGUGUCCCGUUCGCUGACGAUAGUCUUAUUCCGGUGCCUUUGACUCACAAUUCCACGAACUCGUCCAUCGAGCGAGACUACCUGACGGUUUCGGAUAUCUUCGCCACGGGCUGGAGUGCGGUGGACUACUCCGGCUUUGAACCUGGAGACACAGUAGCUGUCUUCGGAGCCGGCCCCGUCGGUCUACUUGCUGCAUACUCUGCUCUCCUUCGCGGUGCGUCGCGCGUCUACUCGGUCGACCACGUUCCCAUGCGGUUGGAACGGGCCGCCUCGAUCGGAGCUAUUCCAAUCAACUUCAACGAGUCAGACCCGGUGCAACAGAUCCUGGAGCGCGAAUCAUUGGGCGUUACCCGCGCGUUGGACUGCGUGGGUAUGGAAGCGAUCAACACCCAAGGAGAUAUACAGGAGGACAUCAUCCUGCAGAACAUGGUCGGUGUGGUCGCUCAAAAUGGCGGUCUUGGGCAGGUCGGUGUGUAUAUGGCUCAGAGCAGUUCCGCCGGGGCACCCUUGGGCGACACCAUCGCUCAAAACAUCACAUUCCCCGUGACCGAGUUCUUCGGUAAGCAUCUACGGUACGAAGCAGGUGUAGUCGAUCCCAAGGUUUUGGCACCACAGCUGGUGGAGUUGAUUGCAGCGGGUCGGGCCCAUCCGAGUUUUAUUUCCACUGCGAGUAUUCGUCUGGAAGAGGCACCGAGAUAUUAUGAGCGGUUUGAUCGGCAUGAGGAGAUCAAGGUGUAUAUUCAUUUUCCUUAG